Pochonia chlamydosporia 170 is the source of this 2214-nucleotide messenger RNA. RefSeq names its product acetolactate synthase, mitochondrial precursor. Gene Ontology annotation, molecular function: acetolactate synthase activity; thiamine pyrophosphate binding; magnesium ion binding. The transcript has 3 exons. Bases 1 to 2214 code for a protein of 737 amino acids. Gene Ontology annotation, cellular component: acetolactate synthase complex; mitochondrion. The record is from RefSeq and is a predicted model, not a curated record. Lineage: Eukaryota; Fungi; Ascomycota; Sordariomycetes; Hypocreales; Clavicipitaceae. Gene Ontology annotation, biological process: L-valine biosynthetic process.
AUGCUCCGAAGUCGCCAGGCCUCAAAGGCCUUGAGAGCCUUGAGCCAAACACGAUCAUUUACCUCCACGACCUCUCCCGCUGCUAUCAAGGCCUCAAAACAGGUUCCUUCUGGUCAAAGAAAUCAAGCGACCGCUGCCGCAGCCACAUCUUCUGCACCUCGCGUGCGCGCCGUGCCGAGCCCUGCCUUCAAUGGAGACGAUCAAAGUCAUGUUCAGCCAUUGGCGAACCAACCCAAAAAUGACAUGGAUGAGUCGUAUGUACAACCCGCAAUUGUUGCUGUUGGCGCACAAUGUCGAGACGCUCGGACAGGGGCUUACGAUUUUUACAACAGAUUUAUUGGCAAGACAGGAGGUGAAAUUUUCCACGAGAUGAUGUUAAGACAGGGUGUUAAGCACAUUUUUGGAUACCCCGGUGGUGCUAUCUUGCCCGUCUUCGAUGCCAUCUAUAACUCAAAACACUUCGACUUCAUUCUGCCUAGACAUGAACAAGGUGCCGGUCACAUGGCCGAAGGCUAUGCUAGAGCUUCUGGCAAACCCGGUGUCGUCCUCGUAACGUCUGGACCUGGUGCCACUAAUGUUAUCACGCCGAUGCAGGAUGCCCUCUCGGAUGGAACUCCUCUGGUAGUCUUUUGUGGUCAGGUUCCUACUACUGCCAUUGGAAGCGAUGCCUUCCAAGAAGCUGAUGUUGUUGGUAUCUCCCGCGCCUGUACCAAGUGGAAUGUCAUGGUUAAGAACGUUGCCGAACUGCCACGCCGAAUCAAUGAAGCUUUCGAGAUCGCCACAUCUGGCCGCCCUGGCCCUGUCCUUGUCGAUUUGCCUAAGGAUGUCACCGCUGGUAUUCUAAGAAAAGCCAUUCCUACCGAAACCGCUCUCCCGUCUCUGCCCAGCGCUGCAUCCCGAGCCGCCAUGGAGCACAGCCAGAAGCAGCUGUCGGCUUCUAUCAAGCGCGUCGCUGAGCUUGUUAAUAUUGCCAAGCAACCUGUGAUUUACGCCGGCCAGGGUAUCAUUCAAUCGGAGAAUGGCCCCGAGCUCCUGAAGGAAUUGUCCGAGAAAUGCUCUAUUCCUGUUACCACUACCCUCCACGGCCUGGGCGGCUUUGAUGAGCUUGACGAAAAGGCUCUGCAUAUGCUUGGUAUGCAUGGUUCUGCCUAUGCCAACAUGGCCAUGCAGGAGGCUGAUCUGAUCAUUGCCCUGGGAGGUCGUUUUGACGAUCGUGUUACUGGAAACAUUGCCAAGUUUGCUCCCGGAGCCAAGGCAGCUGCGGCGCAAAAACGUGGCGGUAUCGUUCACUUCGAGAUCAUGCCCAAGAAUAUCAACAAGGUUGUUCAAGCUACUGAGGCUAUUGAAGGCGACGUGGCAGCUAGCAUGAAGCUUCUCUUGCCCGAGGUCCAGCCUCGAUCUAUGGAAGAUCGCAAGGUUUGGUUUGACAAGAUUAGGGAGUGGAAGAAGAAGUGGCCUCUGUCCCACUACGACAGAUCGGUGGACAACGGUCUCAUUAAGCCUCAGACCCUCAUUGAGGAGCUGAGCAACCUGACGGCUGACCGCAAGCACAAGACAUACAUUGCCACCGGUGUCGGUCAGCAUCAGAUGUGGACCGCUCAGCAUUUCCGAUGGAGACACCCUCGCACGAUGAUCACGUCUGGUGGUCUGGGAACUAUGGGCUACGGUUUGCCUGCUGCUAUUGGUGCCAAGGUCGCCCAACCUGAUGCCCUCGUUAUUGACAUUGACGGUGACGCUUCUUUUGGCAUGACUCUGACUGAACUGGCUACUGCUGCUCAGUUCAACAUUGGUGUCAAGGUUAUCGUCUUGAAUAACGAGGAACAGGGUAUGGUUACCCAAUGGCAGAAUCUCUUUUAUGAGGAUCGAUAUGCCCACACCCACCAGGUCAACCCCGACUUCAUGAAGCUGGCUGAAUCGAUGCGUGUUCAGUCACGCCGCCUGAUUGACCCCGCCGAGACUACCGAGGCUCUCAAAUGGCUGAUUGACACCGAUGGCCCUGCUCUUUUGGAAGUUGUUACGGACAAGAAGGUGCCUGUUUUGCCCAUGGUGCCCGCCGGCUCUGCCUUGCAUGAAUUCCUCGUCUUUGAUGGUGGUGAGUACCUGACCUACAUUGGAGCCUUUGAAAAUACGAGGAUACUAAUGAAGUUUGUUACAGAGAAAGAUAAGCAGCGACGAGAACUGAUGCGACAAAGAACUUGCGGUCUGCAUGGUUAG